Molecule: messenger RNA, 1156 nt
Organism: Rhopilema esculentum
Lineage: Eukaryota; Metazoa; Cnidaria; Scyphozoa; Rhizostomeae; Rhizostomatidae
Source: RefSeq, a predicted model, not a curated record
UAAAAGGACAAGAAAAGCAUCAAGACAAAAAAGUAUAUUCUUAUUGAAAAGACGGAAAAUAUCGUAGACAAAGAUGCUACGAGAAUAUGGAGUGGUAAGUCGUUGUCUGUCGCUGGUUCCAAACAAUCCAGGGAACCCGUACACAACGAUUGCUGGAGCCAUUAUGAUUAUAUUUGCCUUUUUCAAUAUCCUGUCAAACUCCCUUUUGAUUUUCGCAUUGUACAAAUCGAAGCAGCUACGGACAUUCUCAAAUAAAUUUAUUCUCAUAAUGACAGUGUCAGAUUUGUGCUUGGGAAUCUUUGCACAGCCUGUACUGGGAGCAUUCUGGAUAUCAAGUAGACAAAGAAACUGCCUUGAGCUUAAAUCUGUUGAAUUUACGGUGACUUUUUUGGGAUACAUUUCAUUCUUUAUGAUAAUCACAAUUUCAAUAGAUCGGUACCUUCACGUCGCAAAACCGAUUCAAUAUCAGACAAUGAUGAACAAUAAUCGGAUGAAACUAUUGGUUGUAUCUUGUUUUAUUAGUGGACUUGUUGCUGCCACAAUUAGCGUAUUUCAGAGGGUUGCAACUAAAAGGACAAGAAAAGCAUCAAGACAAAAAAGUAUAUUCUUAUUGGAAAGAGGAGGAAUUUCAAAGAUAAAGAUGGUACGAGGAAAUGGAGUGGUAAGCCGUUGUCUCUCGCUGGUUCCAAACAAUCCAGAGAACCCGAAUACAACAAUUGCUGGAGCCAUUAUGAUUAUAUUUGCCUUUUACAAUAUCCUGUCAAACUCCCUUUUGAUUUUCGCAUUGUACAAAUCGAAGCAGCUACGGACAUUCUCAAAUAAAUUUAUUCUCAUAAUGACAGUGUCAGAUUUGUGCUUGGGAAUCUUUGCACAGCCUGUACUGGGAGCAUUCUGGAUAUCAAGUAGACAAAGAAACUGCCUUGAGCUUAAAUCUGUUGAAUUUACGGUGACUUUUUUGGGAUACAUUUCAUUCUUUAUGAUAAUCACAAUUUCAAUAGAUCGGUACCUUCACGUCGCAAAACCGAUUCAAUAUCAGACAAUGAUGAACAAUAAUCGGAUGACCCUAUUGGUUGUAUCUUGUUUUAUUAGUGGACUUGUUGCUGCCACAAUUAGCGUAACAUGGACACUGGAGCUGGGAGGAUUGCAGCUUCGCUAA